Molecule: messenger RNA, 2226 nt
Organism: Lacerta agilis (Sand lizard)
Lineage: Eukaryota; Metazoa; Chordata; Lepidosauria; Squamata; Lacertidae
Gene: STRA6
Product: signaling receptor and transporter of retinol STRA6
Exons: 17
Coding region: 94-2079 (661 amino acids)
Biological process (GO): vitamin A import into cell
Cellular component (GO): plasma membrane
Molecular function (GO): signaling receptor activity; retinol transmembrane transporter activity
Source: RefSeq, a predicted model, not a curated record
GGUUAAAUCUAUAGCUAAGGAAAAAAAUCUCACACAUCCCCCCCCAGACUCCAUUAUUCUUUGCAUUUAUCCUGCCGGACAGAAGCAAACGGGAUGUCUUCCCAAGGGCUGGUGACCGACGACCUCUCCAUGGAUGGCAACUUUGCUCCUGACGAUAACUGGUAUAUAUAUGACCAAACAGGGGACCAGGAUGACAUGACUCCUGAGGUUAUCCCAGACUGCCACCCCACCAUCCCUUACGACCUCUACCACGCCUGCAUGGCUCCAGUAUCACUGGCCGUCUUGCUGAUUCUCUCUCUGCUGGUGAAACGGAAGAAACUCUAUAAAAAUUGUUGGGAUGGAGCCCCUGGACUGCUAAGCCCUGUGCAGUUCUUGGAAGAGGAAGGUCACAAGGGGCUGUCUGUGGCAGUUUUUGGCAUCCUCUUCUCCUCCUUAUGCAUCCUGGUUCUGGAUAGCGACCCUCUGCCCUUCAUCACCGGCUCCUCGACCCAGAAUCGAGAGUACUGGAAGAUCAUGGCUUUGCUCUAUUACCCUGCCUUCUACUACCCCUUAAUUGCAUGUGCUACGGUCAGGCACAGAGCUGGGUACUUCUUGGGCUGCCUGCUGUCCUGGUGCCAUUGCGUGGUCCAUCUCUGGCAGAAGGUGGAAUGCCCUCAGUCGCCCAAGAUUUAUAGGUACUAUUCCCUGCUUUCUUAUCUCCCCAUCAUCCUGUGCCUUGUGGUUUUGAGCCUUUGGUAUCCUGCACAGCUUGCCAAGAGCUUCAAAGAGCAAAAGAGGAAGAAAGUGACGGAGGAGCUGCCUGGGAGUGGCUAUUACGAAGACUAUCUGAAGAAUAUCCUGGCAAAAAGGACGCCAAAUAAAAGCAUCAGCAGAGCCAAGCCAAGCCUGCUGUCAAGGAUCCGCUCCUAUGUCUGCUCAUUCCUCUACGCACCUCAGGAAGGCUUCCAAAUCCCUCUGAAGCUGGUUCUCUCCCUCGCCACAUCUGUGAUUGCUGUCUAUCAGGUGGCCCUCCUCCUCCUGGCAGUCUUCGUCCCCAGCAUCCAGAUAGUAAGGUCUGGGAUGACCAAGGAGCUGACUGCACUCUUCAUCCAGUUUGGUAUAGUCCCCUCUGAAAAUCCCGCUGGCAUCCCUGGAGAAAAAGAGUUAGCCACCCUCAAGCACUACAUCUGGUCGCUAGAAGUCUGCUUCGUCUCCUCCCUGGUCGUCUCCUGCCUGCUGACUUUCUGUAUGCUGAUGAAGUCCAUGGGGAAGCACAGGAUCAACCUCCAGCGCCUGUACCGAGGGGCGGUCACAGACGUCUUCCAUUGCUCUCGCAAGCUUCAAGCGUCACAGCAGGCUCUGGUGUGCUGGAUGUGCUUUGCCAGCUUCCAAACUGCAUUUGCCUGCUUAGGUCUGCUCAUCCAGCACAUCGUCUUCUUCGUCUGCACUGUGACUUUCACUUUCCUUGUGGUCAUCCCCCUGCAAUCUGGCAGCAACAUGCUCCUCUUUAAAACCAUGGAGAACAUGUGGCCUUUCUGGUUGACCUUGGUGCUGGUUGUGGUUGCACAGAACCUGCUGACUCACUACUAUUUUCUGGAGCGUGACCGCCUCCCUAGGGAGCUGACCAACAGACGGGCGCUAUACAUUGUGACCUUCUUGCUGUUCCCCAUCAAUGUGCUCGUGGGGGUCUUGGCAGGUGUCUGGAGGAUGGUGGGGUCUGCACUGUACAAUGUUGUCCACUUCUGCCGGCUGGAUGUGAGCAUGCUUGGCCACGGCGUGGAAGUCUUUGAUCCAGGCUACCGGACUUAUUGCCAUUACUUGAAGAUUGAGGUCAGCCAGUCGCACCCCGUGAUGAAAGCCUUCUGCUUCCUGCUCCUCCAGGUGUGCACAAAGGGAUCCCAGUCAAGAGAUGUGGAAGAAGGAGUCAAGCUCAUGAAGACCAAGGCGUUUUCAUCGAAAGGGUCCAAGGGCAAGCGCAGCCAUGCGCGGUGGUUCUUGGCCUACACCUUGCUCAACAACCCCUCCCUCCUGCCUUACCGAAAGGGGGCUCUCUCGGACUCCACCGCCAACGGGAUGCAGGCCAACCCGGCGAAACCUUAGCCAUCCAGGCCAAAGCUUCUUGGAAAUGAUGGACUCCGCCAGUGAGAAGAAUGAAUCCCCUGUGCAUUCUUCACCGCCCCAAUCCCUGUGUCGUCCUUCUCCCAUGCGCUCCAUGUGCCUCUCCCAUAGUCUCCUCAAGAGGCUGCA